Molecule: messenger RNA, 1714 nt
Organism: Amoebophrya sp. A25
Lineage: Eukaryota; Dinophyceae; Syndiniales; Amoebophryaceae
Source: the annotation of a GenBank genome assembly
AUCUUGUCCACGGAUACUUUUCUCAUCAUCUAACCUUCACAAGACGUGCGCAAGGACCUCAAAGCGAGCCAACGUCAUAUUUGAUGAAAAGUUGAUCACGGAAUUUGCUGACCGUUCUUUCUUGGUUUUACUGAAAUCAUGAUGAGAAGCCUCUUUUGUGCUCUGUUACUUUCUGCCGUCGUGCACGCAUAUCGCAGCGGCACAACUUCGGUUGAAAGCGAGGCAGCCGGGGACGGAAAGAGUACGACCGCAGAGGGGCAAGAGAAAUCUCCAGGGCCUGGAAAUAAUCAACAUGGGCAGGAGGAGGAGCCAUCAAAUAGAGAAUCGAACGCACCAGAUGUUGGAGAGAAAGAGCCGCAGCCAACAGAUGAAAGGCCGGGGCCAGCAGAUGAAAAGCCGCGGCCAGCAGAUGAAAAGCCGCGGCCAGCAGAUGAAAAGUCGCGACCAGCAGAUGAACAGUCGAAGCCAGCAGAUGAACAGUCGAAGCCAGCAGAUGAACAGUCGAAGCCGUCAGGAGAAAAGGCACCGCCAUCUUCAAAUGCAGGAAAAGACGAUGGGCAACCAUCAGAUGCAGGGGAAGUUGAAACAUCUCCUGCGUCAGCUGAGCCAGCGGACGUUGUUGCCUCUCCCGAAACAGAUGCUGAGCACCGCGAUGCGCCGCAUGAUCAACAUGGAGAUGAAGCACAAGAGCAAGAACCCUCGCUGGACGAAAAGCCUUCUAAAACCAUUGACACACCAAAGGACCAGGAGAAUGAAGCAGGGGAGGUAAAAACAACUGCCGUACUAGAAGGAGAAGAGAAACAACCUUCAGAAACGGUAAGAAAUGAAGACGGAGGUUCAUCAGAUGAAGUUGAAGCUGCGAAACAAUCGGAGACAAGUGAAGCACAAGGUACAGGUGGAGACGAGGCACCAAAAGCAGAGUCACAUGAACGUCCAGAAGAGCAACUGCCUUCCGGAACACAUUCUGAUAUGGCACUUGAAGAGAGAGGAGUCGCACAAGCACAAGAGCAAAAGGUAGCACCAUCGACGAACGCAAAGGUAGCUGAAAGCGACGAAGUUGCUGGAAACGCAGAGAAGGAGUCAUCAAGAUCGACUGGGCAAGAGAAUCAAGAACCCGCAAACCAAGAGCGGAAGCCAUCUUCACAUGCUUCAAGGGGUUUAGUACAUACUGAAGAUGAAAAAGCUGAGCCAAAAGCUGAAGAUCAAAGGGGCAAGGCUGAAGAUAAGAAGCCUCCAACCACGUCACAUGAGGCGGCAGAAGCACAACCGUCGCCGCACAAGCAUGAGGAAAGGCAUAGCGUGCAGGAGCACCACAAAGACGAAGAGUCUGAAUUUCAUCAGCAAGUAAAAAAGACAGAACAAGAGGGAGAACCUUCGGCGGAAAAUGUCCCCACAUCAUCAGCGAAAAAUGCAGCUAAGCAUCCAGCGAAGCACGCACCACAUGAACAUGCUCCCGCUGCUCCCGACCUCGGGAAAGAGGGUCUGCGAAAAGUGCAGUCCGUGUCUCGCGAUAUGCGCCAAGCGUUGCAAAAGCGAGACUACAGGAGUGUAGAUAGGGCAAUUGAUUUACUUCGAAAAGAAUUCAAAACGCAACAUCGUAGAAUAGAAGUUGCGUUUGAGAAGGCGAAAGGAAUUGGAGGAUAAUACCUGAUAGAUAGACAUGAGUCUGUACUUACCGUUGCUUCGCUCAGUAGAGACAAGAAGACCGGGUUCC